GGUGUUUGUGCGCAUCAACUUCAGCCCCGUUAUUUGCUUCGCACUGCCACUGGACUCGAAGCUGUAGCGAAAUAAAAAGAUGACUAGGCCACCAGUACGCCACCCACUGGCGUGCGGUUGCUUCUGCAAUACCAGAGACGCCUGGCACGGCAUGCCCACGCGCGUCGACUGCCCUGUAUCAGGCGUUGCGCCACCGGUUUCCGAAUAGUUUUCCAACACACCCGCGUGAACAUGGCAUCUACCUGCACAGACGACAAAGCACGACUGGCCGCUCCCGUUGCCACGAUGUCUGCUUCAUCUGCUCAAGCAGACCUCCCUCCCGGCGGCCACGCCGGCAGCAAGAUCCCGUCUCUCUUCGCCAUGUUCAAAGUCCUUCAAGCGGGAAAGCAGCAUCCACUGGAGCUGAAAGACCUCCCAACCGCUCCAACGUAUCGAAAGGAGUACAAGACCUUCCGCAGGCUGUUUGAGCGGAAGAAAUCUGUCCGCAAGGUGCUUUGGCAGAUGUACGGAACAAAAUGCAUUGCGGCACAGGUGAUCUAUUUGUUUGGCUUCGUGCUUCCCACCUUUCUCGGGCCGUUGUUUCUGCAGGGCUUAUUAAGGGAACUCGCGGGGAAGAAAAACGCGUUUCGGGAUGAGAACUUUCUUGACUGCGCUGCGGAGGACGGUGCGGGUGGGUCUUGCACUUGGUACAACUAUGCCGUUCUUUCGGACUCUGUCAUGCUCGACGUCCACGUUCGAAAAAAUUCUAGAACAAAAAAGCUCGACAACUUCGUUACCUGCUUCGCAUUUCCAUUUACAACUUGCGUUUGAGGUGGACUGCUCUUUUGCCAGUCCUCCUCCAAAGCUACCUUCUCACAACUGUCUCCAAGGUACUACGCUUACGCCAUGAUCUUGUCCACCUUUUUCGCCGUUCCGUGCAGCACCUGGGCGGAGUACAGUAUGACGCAGAUCGGGUUGUCCAUCCGCGCGGUUCUCUCCAUUCUCGUGUACGACGUCACGUGCCUGGAGCUGGCCGCCCACGCCGCCAACCCCGCGAAGGACUUGAAUUUGGUCGCCCAGGACUGCCAGCGCUUUAUCGAGUUCGCGUUGCUCCUGCCCCGGUUCUUCUCCGCGCCGUUUGUGAUAGCGGCGGGCAUCGUCUACAUCUACGUGUUGAUCGGACCGGCGGUGUUCGCGGGGUUGGCGUUGAUGGUCAUCACGAUUCCCAUCACGAGGAAAAUCGCGAAAAAGAUGACCAAGCUGUCCGUUGAAAAGAUGAAAGCCGCGGACGACCGGGUGCAGUACAUGAACCAGGUGGUCGAAGGAAUCAAAGUCGUCAAAUCCGGCGCCUGGGAGGUGCCGAUGCUGCUAGAAGUGGAGAAGAAAAGAGAGAACGAGUUGGACAAAUUAUUGCAGUUCGCCAUUUACAAGGGGAUUACUGGCCCGCUGGCGAUCACGAUCCCGACGCUAGCUUCGGUGGUGAUUUUCCUUGUUUACGCCGCCUACUCGGACGUGACUUUAACCGCCUCGGACGCGUUUCCGGUCGUCGCGAUGUUGGCGGUGAUCAGGCCGCCGUUUGUGACGUUUCCCUUGGUUUUGAACCUGGCGACGCAGGUGUUGGCGAGUGUGAAGAGGUUCGACGAAUUUUUGUCGCGGGAGAGGCUGGCGCAUAGUCUGUGCUUGUUGCCUGGUACUAGAGAAACAAGGGAGGAAGCCGAAAAAUCCGAAGUGGUUGCGGACACGAAAGAGAGUGUCAAAGAAGACCUCGCAGCAGGGGACGUUGGUGAAGAUAGUCCGAAGCUCAUACACCUCGAAGACGAAUGUCAAUGGCACCAGAAAAGCCUCCCGAAUGGCAAGACUAAGCAAACACAGCCAGCGGGAACACCACCUGGACAAAAAUCAAAGCAGGACACGCUGGCUGCAAAGCAACCGCCCUCUCCUACCGCGAGCGUUGCCACUGGCAACAAGUCCGACCUGUCCGAAAAAGAAGAUUUCAAGCUGAGCUUCUGCUUCGAUUUGCAACCCGGAUCCCUAACCGUUAUCGUCGGCCCGGUUGGCGCGGGGAAGACUGCGUUACUCAGCGCGUUGCUCGGGGAGAUGCGAAGUUGCGCCGAAUCAGCGAGAACGCAAGACGUCGAAAAGGCGAUUGCUGCUUCGGAGCGGGAUGGCGCAGAAAAUAGACCUCCCACGAGAAGUUCUCCCACCCCACGACCGUCCGUCCUCCUGCGAGAAAAACUCAAACUCGGCAACACCAAGGGCAUCGGGUACUGUUCGCAGUCUGCCUUCGUACAGCACAUGUCGGUCCGCGACAACAUCCUUUUUACCUCGGAUUUCGACGAAACCUGGUACGACCUCGUCGUGAAGCUCUCCUGCCUCGAGGAAGACUUCCAGCAAUUUCCAGAAGGCGACCAGACGGAAGUCGGGGAGAGAGGCAUCACUCUUUCCGGCGGCCAGAAAACGAGACUGGCAUUAGCCCGGGCUCUGUACAAGCGGUUUUCCGUUCUUCUGUUAGACGACGUUUUUUCCGCCUGGGAUGUUCACGUGACGAGGAAAGUUUUUCGCAACUUGAAACUGUACAACAGCGUUUUUGGAACGACCGUGAUCUUGGUCACACACAACGUGGGGUUGUUGACUUCUGCGGUGGCAAGGAACAUUGACGAGAGCGAGGAGCUGCAGGUGAAGAACGAAAAUGAUUUGCCGGCGCCGGAUGCAAGUAACAGCGAUCCUCUCGUCCACAGCCCGCCCGCUGAGCCAGCUACAUCAGUUGAAACCAUAACCGGCGACCUUGAUCCAGCGAUAGAUCAAAUCCUGCAAGUCGCGAGCGGUGGCACAGUGACUGCGCAGAAAAAUCCAAACUACAGAAUACAGGCCGCAACGAUGACUCCAGCUCCUAACGGAGACAGGUUUGCUGCGAAGUGCUCGUACUUGCAGCGUGUGCUCGAGUCUGUGACGUCGAAGGAAGGUCAGGUCCAGGUGGGAAAAGCAUUGCGUGACGACACUGCUGCAAUUGAACAAAUUACUCUCGUCGAUGAAUCAGCACCGGAUGCAGCAGAAAGCGCAACCGAAGCUCUCCCCGCGACCCCGAUCGCCAAAGCCGUUGCGCAAACCACGUUGGUCGAGAAGGAAACGAAGGAAGAAGGCGCCGUUUCCCUCCAGGUAUGGGCGGUGUACCUCCUCUCCGGCAACCAUUCCUUCGUCUACGCCGGUCUCUUCCUUGGCUCUUUUGUUCUCGCCGAGGCAGGUUACGUGGGGAUCGACGCCUGGCUGGCGCAAUGGACCAAUGACAGCUUUUCCGAGCAACCCUUGGGUUUUUACCUCGGGAUUUACGGCCUGAUUGCGUUCUUCUAUCUCUGCGCGCAGCUGCUCCGAUCCGUGUGGACGGCGUAUUUUGGGUACUACUCUGGCAGAAAUCUCCACCGGCAAAUGCUCUACGCGCUCUUCUUCGCCCCGUAUAUAUUUUUUGAAAAGACGCCUAGCGGUAGAAUUUUGACCCGCGUGACGAAGGACAUCAACGACAUUGACAUGAUGCUACCGGAUCGCGUGCAGUUCCUGCUGAUGUGCGGGUUGAGAUGCGUGUCGAUUCUCAUCGUGAUCUCCGCGACCAGCUACUUUUUCGUGGCGUUUCUGGUCGUCGUUGCGGUGCUGUAUUACUACUUGACCCUGUAUUACCGGUUUUCCAGCACAAACCUCCAAAGACUAGAAGCGGUGACCCGCGGCCCGGUCACCUCGAAAUUGACCGAGUUGAGCCAGCAGGGACUGGUGAUCGUGCGCUCGUUUCGGGUGCACGAGACCUUUUCGGAGCAGUAUGCGAAGUUGUUGCAGGAGAAUUUGGUCGCGUUUCAGACGGCGCGGCUGUUGGAAUUGUGGCUGACAACGGUAUUGGUUGUGUAGUGGAGCAGUGACAUCACGUUGUUUUUGUUUUUCCAGAAACGAUGGAGCCAUGAUGACCCCACGCAAACUGAAAACAAGGAGUGAUACAAGAUUUAGAUUAAGAUAUACAUUCCAGUUUUCAGGUCCUAAUGCUCCUUGGUGCCCUUGUGAUUGGCGGCUGCAGUCUCUCCCUCCUCCUCCUAAACGAACUAGAGCCGAACAGUAUGAACCCGGGGAUGUUGGGGCUUUCCAUCACCAUGAGCUUCAACAUCAUCAUGAACAUGAACAUGGCGGCGAAAUCCUGGGCGCAGGUGGAGGCGCAGCUGAACGCGGUCGAGAGGGUGUACGAGUAUUCUCGAUUGCCAUUGGAAGAUGAAAACUACCCAGCGUACGCGUUAGUCAAAAGAACCACGAAAAGGAGAAAAUCAACCUCUUUCGCUACAUUAGAAGAAGCGGCCGCAGCGUCGAAACCGACGGUCCUGGGGAAAUUGCUACUUGAGCCGGCGCUGUUGGAGCAACGAGGAGAAUUGCAGCAAGCAGUUACUGCUGCAAUGAAACCUACCACAGUUGCAUCAACAAAACCGCUUAACUCCAACAAGUUCAACCUGAAAAACGAGAUCACGUUCCAAAACUGCGAGUUGAUCUACCGACCAGGUCUACCGCCAGCGGUGCAAGAUUUCUCACUGACAAUCAAAGCCGGAGAGUGUAUCGGGAUCUGCGGCAGAACCGGGAGUGGAAAGAGCAGUUUGUUCGCGAUGUUGCUGAGGCUCGUUCCGUUACACAAGGGGAAAAUCUUUCUUGGAAAUAUUCACGAUGGAACCAGCGACGCAUCAACAAAUUCUGGCUUCGACAUCUCCGAGCUUCCGCUGCAAACUCUCCGCAAGUUCGUCACCAUCAUUCCACAGGACCCGGUUCUGUUUUCCGGAACGUUGCGCGACAACGUGGACGUUUUCAAACGUUUGUCGGACGACGAAGUGAUGCAAGCGUUGGAACAAGCGCAGGUUCCAGUACACCAGCACGACCAGGAUCGGGCGGAAGAGGUGGAUGGUACGAAAUCAGAUGAGGUGGGUGCUGCAGCGGGCGACCAGAACGGAGCUGACGUCCUAUUUCUUGAGGAGCAAACAGCCACUUCCCACGCGAACAAAAUUUUGUCGCUCCCCGUCGCGGCGAACGGUAGCAACUGGUCCAUGGGUGAACGGCAGUUGAUCUGUCUGGCUCGCGCCAUUGCCGAUCUGAACUCCAAAACGAGCGCCGCAACCAGUCCGGCAGUCCCUCCAGUAGGAAAUGUUGACCAAGGCAACGCUAUAGCGGAGAUUCUGCCAGCGAACAGCAAGCGGAUCCUUCUACUCGACGAAGCUACCUCAGUCGUUGACGCGGCGACGGAUGAAAAAAUCCAAGAGGUUCUGCGCGGCCCCGCGUUCGCCGGGCACACCAGACUGGUGAUUGCGCACCGGAUCGAGACGAUCCGAGACGCGGAUAGGAUUGUUGUUUUGGAUCAUGGCAAGCUAGUGGAAGCAGGGGCGCCUAAGGAGUUGUUAGAAAGGCCGGACGGGUUUUUCAGCAAAUUGUACCGGAAUAGGAUAUCAACGGGGAAUGUUGGAAAGGUUGAAUGACGCAGACGCGGCCGGGGGAGAGGCAUUUACAUUUCUACGACAAGAAGGAAAACGAGCUGUAGAAUUCCAAUUUUAGAGAGACAAUGUACGAACACGAUCACGAGGAAAAGGAACAUAUACUACGACAAUUUUAUCUACAUUACGCCACCUAAGUCUCUGUUUAUCGCUGUAGGAUUGGACAUUGGAAAAAGCUUUUUAUGUAGUAAAAUUGCACUUUUUGAAAGGUUUACGGGAUUCCAGAAAUCCCCUGUAUGAUAUUAUUGACACAACGAAACCUGGCGGCGCCUCUCCAUGUUUACCAAUACUGGAGAGGAACGACGAAUAGCUGCGCUGACAAGAAAGAAAUCAAAUGUAUUGAUAUUGAAGUGGAUGAAUUUAUUGGACACAGAACAACAAGGUAACGUUAACGAGC
This is a messenger RNA of Amoebophrya sp. A120, 5874 nucleotides long. The record is from the annotation of a GenBank genome assembly. NCBI's taxonomy places the organism in Eukaryota, Dinophyceae, Syndiniales, Amoebophryaceae.